Molecule: messenger RNA, 1220 nt
Organism: Opisthocomus hoazin
Lineage: Eukaryota; Metazoa; Chordata; Aves; Opisthocomiformes; Opisthocomidae
Source: RefSeq, a predicted model, not a curated record
CAAAUCCUUCUGCUACCGCCGGCUGCAGUACCUGAGCUCCAAGUUCCAGAUGCACGUGCUGCUCAACGAGAUGAAGGAGCUGCCAGCCCAGAAGAAGGUGCCCCACCGCGACUUCUACAAUAUCCGCAAGGUGGACACCCACAUCCAUGCCUCGUCCUGCAUGAACCAGAAGCAUCUCCUGCGCUUCAUCAAGCGGGCCAUGAAGAAGCACCUGGAUGAAAUUGUCCACGUGGAGAAGGGCAAGGAGCAGACGCUCAAGGAGGUCUUCGAGACGAUGAACCUCACCGCCUAUGAUCUGAGCGUGGACACGCUGGAUGUCCAUGCGGACCGCAACACCUUCCACCGCUUCGACAAGUUCAACGCCAAGUACAACCCCAUCGGCGAGUCCAUCCUGCGGGAGAUCUUCAUCAAGACGGACAACCGCGUCUCGGGGAAGUACUUCGCCCACAUCAUCAAGGAGGUGAUGUCCGACCUGGAGGAGAGCAAGUACCAAAACGCCGAGCUGCGGCUCUCCAUCUACGGCCGCUCCCGGGACGAGUGGGACAAGCUGGCCCGCUGGGCCGUCAACCACCGCGUCCACUCCAACAACGUCCGCUGGCUUGUGCAGGUGCCCCGGCUCUUCGAUGUCUACCGGACGAAGAGGCAGUUGGCCAACUUCCAGGAGAUGCUGGAGAACAUCUUCCUGCCCCUCUACGAGGCCACCAUCCACCCUGCCCAACACCCGGAGCUGCACCUCUUCCUGGAGCACGUGGACGGCUUCGACAGCGUGGAUGAUGAAUCCAAACCAGAGCAUCACAUCUUCAACCUGGACAGCCCCUUGCCGGGCAACUGGGUGGAGGAGGACAACCCGCCCUACUCCUACUACCUGUACUACAUGUACGCCAACAUGACGGUGCUCAACCACCUCCGACGGAAGAGAGGCUUCCACACCUUCGUCCUGCGCCCGCACUGCGGCGGGGCUGGCACCCAAGGGUGCCAGGCAGCUGGGGGAGCUUCUCCUCGCUCUCCUCCCCAGGUGAAGAGCUACUGGUUGGGUCCCCACUACCUGAAGGAGGGUCCGGAGGGCAACGACAUCCGUCGCACCAACGUCCCCGACAUCCGCGUCGGCUACCGCUUCGAGACGCUCUGCCAGGAGCUGACGCUCAUCACGCAGGCGGUGCAGACCGAGGAGCUGGAGACCAUCCAGGAGGAGGACGCUCUCGCCAUCGCCACCACCCUGG